Messenger RNA from Aaosphaeria arxii CBS 175.79, 1822 nucleotides. Its product is annotated as translation factor. Gene Ontology annotation, biological process: regulation of translational fidelity. The record is from RefSeq and is a predicted model, not a curated record. The transcript has a single exon. Bases 207 to 1535 code for a protein of 442 amino acids. Gene Ontology annotation, cellular component: cytoplasm. Gene Ontology annotation, molecular function: tRNA binding; nucleotidyltransferase activity; double-stranded RNA binding. Lineage: Eukaryota; Fungi; Ascomycota; Dothideomycetes; Pleosporales.
UCCAGUCAUCACUUCUUCGAAAUGUUCUGAUGCUAAUACGUCACCUCCGCAAGCCAAAUGUCAAAUUCACAACAACUAUAUCUUCAUACUGUCGCGCUUUACGGACCUCGGCGCAAGCGUCCACACCGAAUACCCAGAAUACUACGAUUUCCGCGUUGAGCACCCCCGCACACAUUCCGCGAAUUUACCCCCCUCUAUCAACUACAAUGGAUACGAACAUCCUCCCAGUUAAUCCCGAUCGACUUGGGAAUAUAUCAUUCCAUGAGAAUCCCGAUAAUCUGAUCGGUGAAUGGAGCAUAGAGUACAAUGAAGGCGAGGAUGCGCAAAGUCUCUCGCGGGCAGCCAAAGAGCUAGCUUCGACCGAUGUACCUGUAGCAUUUCCUACAGAAACCGUGUAUGGACUCGGUGCUGAUGCUACACGAAGCUCAGCAGUGAGAGCUAUAUUUGCCGCAAAGGGGCGUCCGGCCGACAACCCACUGAUCGUGCAUGUCCACUCCAUACCACAACUUCAGGCCCUCCUUCUAGGAAAGAAGGACUCCGUGCAACCUGCGCAAGAUCCCAUACCGGAGAUAUAUAGACCAUUGAUUAAGCAGUUCUGGCCGGGCCCCCUGACAAUCAUAGUUCCCAACCCAAAGGACUCGGUCCUCGCGCCCGAAGUCACAGCUGGACUAGAUACAUUUGGAGCGCGCAUGCCUAGGAGUAUACUUGCACUAGCACUUAUCAGACUCUCCGGUGUGCCGCUUGCUGGACCAUCUGCAAAUGCGUCGACUAGACCGUCACCAACAGCGGCAGAGCACGUAAAGGACGACUUGGAGGGCCGCAUACACACGAUUGUAGACGGUGGGCCAUGCGAAGUUGGUGUUGAGAGCACUGUUGUAGAUGGACUGUCUUCUCCGCCCACGAUAUUGCGCCCAGGCGGUGUGACCGUUGAACAAUUACGCCAGUGCCCCGGAUGGGAGAACGUCGUGAUAGGAUACAAGGACGCACAUGAGAAGGGCAUCAAGCCUAGAGCGCCUGGCAUGAAGUACCGUCACUACUCACCUAAAGCUACGGUGGUUCUGUACGAAGCAGGUGCCAAACGCCCCGAGUCUAGUGAGAUUCCAGCACAAGGAAAGAAAAUUGGAAUCAUCCGAACAACAGAGUGGCCAAAAGCUCUAGGACUGGCUGUCGAAGGCAACGACAUUCAGACGACGCAUACCAACGGAAUUGUUCCUCAUACACCUGCGGAUACGAACGGAUCUGCCGCGUCACAAACGCGCCUGUCAAACCUACUUCGAUCCGUAAUCCAGCAUCAAAUCCCUCACGCGGAGCCGUUGCUGUUGACAGAAGGAGUCCCUUCACCAGUUGAGAUUUUGGAUAUCAACCUUGGUGCUGGAAUCGAGGACGUUGCUCGCGGCCUCUUCUCUGCUUUGAGAGAGCUUGACAAGCAAAAUGUCGAUAUCAUAUAUGUGGAAGGCAUCAACGACAAGCUUGGUGAUGACAUCGCAGCCGCAGUGAUGAACAGGCUUCGAAAGGCAGCCGAGAUACGAGUAUAAUAGAAUUAAAUGAAGCAAUACAUAUAGACCUUAUCACUUACUAUUAUUCAUAGUCAUUAGAGUGAUUUUCGAAGUGGUAUAUCUACUGGAGAUGGUUGAUUGCUGGAGACAGAGAUAUUCUAUCCUAUCUGGAUUGCCUACAAUUUCGCCUUUGUGUCGUCUCGGACAACAGUGCCUCUGUUUUGCCCACUUCUCUCCUUGUCUCUGAGCACUCGCCUCAGAAUCUUACCACUUGCGCUUUUUGGUAUCUCUGCGCAGAACUCUAUCUCCUUGAUCCACUUAUAUCG